Molecule: messenger RNA, 579 nt
Organism: Helobdella robusta
Lineage: Eukaryota; Metazoa; Annelida; Clitellata; Rhynchobdellida; Glossiphoniidae
Exons: 2
Coding region: 1-579 (192 amino acids)
Source: RefSeq, a predicted model, not a curated record
AUGCCUGUUCGUCAUGUUUCUUUGCUUGGCUACAGUAACGCAUCCAUACAACAUGAUGAGAACGUGACAGAUGCUUAUAGCAAAAUGAAGUAUUACACUAACAAGGAUAUACAGAAAUUUGUAUACCACUACUACAACAACCAUAACGACUACAACAACUACAACUCCAACUGUAGCAACAUUACUCUCAACAGCAUAAUUAGCAAAGUGUUGAGAAUGACUAGAAACAUCAAACUACUACCCCCACACCAACAACAACAGAACCAUAAAAAUUACAUUCGAGGAGAGGCUCCAGUCAACUUAACUUAUAACGACAUCCUCAACUACCACAAAAACAUCAACCACAACCACUACAAAAACAGUAGCAGCAGCAACCACCACAACUUUCAAAAAUACACCUGGAUAAUGAAACCGAAAUUUCACAGGUCAAGGCAUGGUAACCAAGACAGAAGGAACAUUGCAGGUGGGUCGGUGAAUGAUCAUUACAAACUGACCGACAAAAUGAAAAAAUUAUUCCCCAAGUUCAUAUACACCGGACUCGGAAAAAGAUUCGCAAUUAAAGUGUCGGUUAAUAAUUGA